AUGUCUGUCGAGUCAACUGGUACAGUCGACUUCAAGGUCGGCACUGACACAUAUCAAACGUGGUACAAGAUCGUGGGUGACAUCAAGGCCAGCAAGCACCGCCCACUUGUUAUUGUGCACGGUGGACCAGGGAUGACCCACCACUACAUGCUACCACAUGAGACCAUUUUUGCCAAAACUGGUAUACCAGUCAUUUUCUAUGAUCAGAUUGGAAACGGUUCUUCUUCAAUCUGCAAGGAUGCGCCUCCGGAGUUCUGGACACCCGAAUUGUUCAUGGACGAGCUUGACAACAUCCUUCAAGCUCUCGGAGUAGAGAAUGAUUUUGAUCUUCUAGGACAAUCAUGGGGAGGAAUGUUGGUCGCGCAAUAUGCUGCCACUCGGCUUCCCAAAGGUCUGAAACGUCUGAUCAUCGCCAAUGCUCCGGCAUCGAUGGAGCUGGCUUCUAUUGGUACAGACCAGUUGCUUGAGAGAUUUCCACCCGAGUUUCAGAAGAGUGUGCGCAAGCAUGAAUCAGAAGGCACCCAGGAGUCUGAGGAGUAUCAAGCACUUGUGUCCGAGUUUUAUAAUAAGCACGUCUGUACCAUUGAUCCCUGGCCAAAAGAUGUCAAUACGACUUUCGAAUUGCUUAUGACCAAUCCCGGGGUUUAUCAGGCAAUGGUUGGGCCUUCCGAAUUCAAUGUCAUCGGAUCACUAAAGGACUGGUCCAUCGUCGACGUUAUCCACAAAAUCGCCGUUCCUACUCUCCUGAUCUCUGCUCCUCUGGAUGAGAUCCAAGAGAUUUCGGUUUUGCCGUUCUUCGAGAAGAUACCCAAAAUAAAAUGGGUCGAGCUUCAAAACAGCACACAUCUUGGCAUGUAUGAGGAACCAGAAAGGUACUUCGAAGUUGUUUUGAGUUUCUUGAACAAUACCCUAGUCUAG
Psilocybe cubensis is the source of this 918-nucleotide messenger RNA. RefSeq lists its product as uncharacterized. Gene Ontology annotation, molecular function: peptidase activity. The record is from RefSeq and is a predicted model, not a curated record. Lineage: Eukaryota; Fungi; Basidiomycota; Agaricomycetes; Agaricales; Agrocybaceae. The coding region runs from base 1 to 918 and encodes 305 amino acids. Gene Ontology annotation, biological process: proteolysis. The transcript is spliced from 6 exons.